CGUGGCUAAUCAAGUAAUCAAUACUACCCUUUCUUAUAAAUUUUCUGCUUGACAGAGCUAUUGUGAGAAACUACCUCCGCGGUGACUGGUAAAAGCACAACCAAUCAUAGUAUCGGCCACGCCUUAAACUUGUUGAUUACUCAUCAUAAUUCAUACCUACACUGUUAAUUGCUCUUCAUCACGCACACAUAACUACUCUCUCCCGGCUAUUCAACCGCUGCCGGUGAUUUUCUUUUCACAAUGGCGUCCGAUCAGCUCGAGAUCUCCUUCGCCGGAAUAUUCGCUUGCAGCGCCUUCGCUGCUUGCUUCGCUGAGUUCUGCACUCUACCUUUAGACACAGCGAAAGUUAGGUUACAGCUGCAAAAGCGGGCUGCAUCAGGGGAAGGAGGAGUAGGCGCAUCCAAGUACAAGGGAUUGUUUGGUACUAUGAUGACGAUUGCUAAGGAAGAAGGGAUAGUUUCCCUAUGGAAGGGCCUUGUACCAGGCUUACAUCGACAGUUCCUCUAUGGUGGCCUAAGAAUCGGGUUGUACGAGCCUGUUAAGGCUCUAUUGGUGGGAAGUGAUUAUGUGGGAGAAGUUUCUUUGUUCAGCAAAAUACUAGCUGCACUUUUAACUGGUGCUAUAGCAAUUUCUGUGGCUAAUCCCACUGAUCUAGUGAAAGUUAGACUUCAAGCUGAGAGUAAAACACAUGCUGGUGCACCUAAGCGUUAUUUUGGAGCUAUGGAUGCAUAUUAUACAAUAGCAAAACAGGAAGGAUUUGCAGCUUUGUGGACAGGGCUUGUGCCAAAUGUUGCACGAAAUGCAAUCAUAAAUGCUGCUGAGCUGGCUAGCUAUGAUCAUGUCAAAGAGACAGUCUUAAAAAUUCCAGGGUUCACCGAUAGUCCUUUAACUCAUCUACUAGCUGGUUGCGGUGCAGGGUUUUUUGCAGUCUCUGUUGGCUCCCCUGUUGAUGUGGUUAAAUCUAGAAUGAUGGGAGACUCAAUUUACAAAAGCACUAUCGAUUGCUUAUACAAAACUUUAAAGUUUGAGGAUCAAAUUUUUAGUUUGGUAUCGUUAUUUCAGUCUUCGUCCCUUUGGGGCCUUUCGCUUUGUAUAAGGGGUUCUUUCCCAAUUUCACUCGACUAGGAUUAUGGAAUGCUAUCAUGUUCUUGACUCUGGAGUAUGUCAAGAGAUUCUUCAAAUGACAAUUUAGAACAACCAAGAAUUUUACCUUUUGGCCCCUGCUUUGAUUGGCAUCAACGUAGACAAUCUUUUUGAUUGACGAAAUACACAAGUUAUUCUUGCGAUCAGGUUCUACAUUGCUCUUAGACAUGAGGGAUCAGAGGGAGGUCACAUAUUAUCAUCCUGCAAUAGCGCUUUGCAAUAAUGUAAUUGUACUGAAUUUCUCUCGCGGGUGAUAAGUUAAAUAAAAGUUGAAUAGUACAGGUGAACAAAGAUGUCAAAUAUGCAAUGUCAUACAGAGGAAGCGCUUACCACGCGGAAAAUUACAGAUACACAUUGAGUGAGAGAUGACAUUGGAUAAAUAGAAUUCUGUUCAAGCGUGCCCCUUAUUCAUUUGUAUGAAUUUAUAUUACCAGAUUAUUAUAUUUUCAC
Cuscuta europaea is the source of this 1593-nucleotide messenger RNA. The record is from the annotation of a GenBank genome assembly. NCBI's taxonomy places the organism in Eukaryota, Viridiplantae, Streptophyta, Magnoliopsida, Solanales, Convolvulaceae.